This is a messenger RNA of Aspergillus calidoustus, 3418 nucleotides long. The record is from the annotation of a GenBank genome assembly. NCBI's taxonomy places the organism in Eukaryota, Fungi, Ascomycota, Eurotiomycetes, Eurotiales, Aspergillaceae.
UGUUGAUUGGUUAGAGAGUUAAUCUGGGGCCCCGCUGGUCUGCAGCUUGGCUGCAACGCAACACUCGAUGGUGAGCCGAGGCCCAGCAUUCUGCACUUUAUAAGAUCAAAAGCACCUGCCCAUGAUUGUCUCCGGUUGACUCUGUAACCUCUCCCCGUCAUUUCAUUCAUUCACAUCUACCGCCAAAAUGUCACAAACAUUCACCCGCGAGGAAGUCUCGCAACACAACACCGAAGACUCCCUCUGGUGCAUCAUCGACCACCGCGUCUACGACCUCACCGACUUCCUCGACGCCCACCCCGGCGGCAGCGUCGUCCUGACCCAAAUCGCCGGCAAAGACGCGACAACCGACUUCUACAACCUGCACCGCCACGAGAUCAUCACAAAAUACCGCCCCACACUGUGCAUCGGCACGAUCGCCAACGAGACCCCCGAAGUCCUCGAGCCCACACCCACCUCCCUCUCCCCCGUCCCCUACGCCGAACCGCUAUGGCUGCGGCCCGGAUUCAGCAGUCCGUAUUACAACGAGAGUCACCGCAAAUUGCAGGUUGCCGUUCGCGAGUUUACGAACCUGUAUGUGAAGGCCGAGGCGCAGGCGAAGGAGAAGGAUGGGACGUAUAUUAGCCAGGAGCUUAUCGAUAAGAUGGCGGAGACGAAUGUGCUUGCGAUGAAGUUGGGCCCCGGGAAGCAUUUGCAUGGCCUGACGCUGCUUGGUGGGGUUAAGGGGGAGGAGUUUGAUUAUUUGCAUGAUUUGAUUGUUGCGCAGGAGAUGGUUCGGGCGAACGCUAGAGGCUUUCAAGAUGGAAACAUGGCCGGCAUGAUGAUCAGUUUGACGGCCGUCCAGCAGUGGCUCCACAAUGAACCGCUUCGCAAGCAGGUCACCGAGGAGGUUCUCUCGGGCAAGAAGAAGAUGGUUCUUGCUGUGACGGAAGCGUUCGCUGGUAGUGAUGUCGCGGGUCUCCGGACGACGGCUGUCAAGACGCCCGACGGCAAACACUACAUUGUCAAUGGCACAAAGAAAUGGAUCACAAACGGUACCUUCGCCGACUACUUUGUAACCGCCUGCCGCACCGAGAAGGGCUUCUCCGUCCUUCUGAUCCCCCGCGGCGAGGGCAUCGAGACCACCCAGAUCAAGACAUCCUACUCAACAGCUGCCGGAACGGCAUUCGUCGAGUACAACAACGUCAAGGUCCCCGUUGAGAACCUGCUCGGUGAAGAGCACAAGGGCUUCAUCGUGGUCAUGUCCAACUUCAACCACGAGCGCUUCAUGAUGGUUUGCGCCGUCGCGAGGGCGGCCCGCAUGGUCGUCGAGGAGUGUCUGAAGUGGUGCAACCAGCGCAUUGUGUUUGGGAAGAAGCUCAUUGAGCAGCCGGUUAUUCGACAGAAACUCGCCCGCAUGAUCUCCAUCGUCGAAUCCAACCAGUCCUGGCUCGAAUCCAUUGCCUAUCAAAUGUGCAACAUGACAUACGCCGAGCAGUCGAAGCACCUCGGUGGGCCGAUCGGGUUGCUCAAGUCACACGUCACGCGAACAUCAGGCGAGGUCGCGUCCGAGGCGACGAAUAUCUUCGGUGGACGCGGAAUCACACAGUCCGGCAUGGGAAGUGUUAUCGAGAUGUUCCAUCGCACGUACAAGUUCGAUGCGAUCUUGGGUGGCACGGAGGAGAUUCUGGCGGAUCUGGGUGUCAGGCAGGCGGUUAAGAAUUUCCCCAAGGCGAUGUUGUAGACAAUGUACCUUUAUGAGCUCUAGAGUUGGGAAAUGGUUGUAUCUGUACAUAGGUUUUAUAAUGCGUUUUACGGUGAAAGUAUCAUUGAUUCUUCUACUUAUGCACUUGUGCAGAGUGAACUAUCGGCCAGCCAGUCCCCCGGCAAUAGCCACACGUCACAGUAGUAUGUGCACGCGUAGGCUACAAAAUCCAAAUCCACACUUGCUCUGCAUCUAUAUCCAGCACCCAGAGCGCUCAUCUCCCAGCUAGCUACGGUGCAGCUUCCGCCUCGGCUGAUGUUCGAGGAGGGGCGAGCGAUGCCUUGCGUGCCGUGGCUGGAUGGUUUCUUCGUGGAUUGGAUUGGAUAGGGAUACCUACCUUGGACAACUUUUCUCCUCUCAAAACAAAUUCAACCCUACGUUCUCAUGAAUUCGUCGGGAAAUCUGCCUCCCCACCUUAGAAUCGCCGACUCCACUUCACUUCACCUCCAACCUCAGCGCGUCAUACUGCACAUAAACCGUCGUCGGCAAAACCGCCGUCUCCGUAUUCGUCCCAUUAUACGGCAAAUGCAGCGUGAGCACAUUCUCCCCGACCUUCAACCACUCAACCGGAAACUCCCACCGCUCCCUCACCUGGUAGCAGCUGACAGCCGAGCGCACGAUGCAACUGCUACUCUGGUUAAACCCGACGAGCAAUGUAAGCGGGUCCUCCUGGUCGUUGAUGUAGCUCUCCAGCGGGAGGUUCGUGUAUGGUUCGGCCGGGUUGUACACGUCCGUGUUUCCGGCGGCGGUUUUAGCGCCGGCGAGUUGGAUGGUUAGGGUUGCGGUUUUGCGGCGCGCGAGUUGUUUUUUCGAUAGGUUGAAGCGGAUCUUCCAGUCGUGCGUUGUGUUGUAUUCGAUGUCUGGGUUGUCGGGGGUAGGGCCGAAGACCGCCCAGUGGACUGUGUUGAAGUCUGUCGCGGGGUCGCUUUCGCCAAUCGUGUAGUCGACGCCCGUCGGGUAGUCGGUUUGCCAGUCGUACGCGCCCCAGUAGAUCAAAUACUCCGGUGGCUGGAGCGGGUGUGUGGUGUCGCGCGCGUAGCCGUGGCGGAACUCUCCAGAGGAUUUGUCGGGGGUGCCGAGGCGCCAGAUCUCGGUACCUGCGGACUCUGCAGUCCAGGUUGCUUUCAGCGAGGUUGCAUUGCCAGCCUUGACAGUGACGCCGUCACGGACGAAGUCGCCGAAGAUGCCGUCGGCGUAGACGGUCAGACGGUACUUGCCCUCCUUGACAUGCUUGAUCUCGAAUUUUCCAUUCUUGUCGAUAUCAGCCCAGUACUGGUACGACGAUGGGACGGCAGAGUUAUCUUGGAAGUACUGUCCGUCAACCGUCAGGAUCGCAAUCGGGUUCUCUGCGCCACGCGGAAGCUUGAUCGUUCCCUUGACACGACCUCGGCUGCUUGACGGAGCAUAGCCGAUAACAUGCUUCGCGAUCGAGUCGUAGAAAUCAACAUUCCAAUCUGGUGUGGCAAGCGCUCGCGCUUCGUCCCUCAGCUCCUCCAGAGAACCGGAUUCCUUUCCGCCGUUGAAGAGGUAGAAUUGCGGGCCGAAUGUGCGGUCGAAGCCGUGGGUGAUGUUGGGCGUGCCUUCGCCGUGGUGGUUGGACACGAUAUAGUUGUAGACGAUGCCGUCGACCGUUAGAUCUGAGUGGAGAGGCCCCUGCGUGGGUUAGCUAUGAAC